CAUUCUGCCUUAAAACCCGCUUUGCUUUUGACAAAUUAAACCAGGAAAAACCAAUGGAUAUCAUGUCCCUCUCCUUUAAUAUUAUACUUUGUUUUUUUUCCUUCUGUCUUCGUAUUGGUUAUUGGGCUUCAAUUAUAACAUUAGGAGUAAUUGGGAUUAUUUUUAAGUUGAGAUUUUAGACCUUACUCCUCAAUUAAAAACUUUGUAAAUAAAGUAUGUACAGGGCUGCUUCCACACCGUUCGAUUGCAGUCCUUGUUUCGUCCAACGGCAAGGAAGCUCAUGUUUACUUGUGCAUAUAUGGACCAUUUCUUUUUAUUUUCUUUUAGGGGUUGUAGGCCAGCGCUGCAAAUUCUUAUUCUAAGUUGAAGCAUGGAAUUUUAUGGUAGUGUGGCCGUUACUCGAGGACUCUAAUGCCUAAGCCCUCAGGAAAAAGAAAAGAAUAAAGUGUUUGAAAAACUGGAUAACAGGAAAUAGUAAGAGAUGUCAACGAGAAGGGUAAUAAAACAAUUGGUUUGAAAAACUGUGCCUGAGUUUCACUUCACAUUCUGAGCACAAAGUAGUGUGUUAUUGGAGAGAGUGACGCAGUAGCUAUCUGCUAUCCUAUUUCUGGAUUCAUAACACUCUUUUUUCUCUAUCUUUCCUCCUCGCAAACUUUGGAGUUGUACUAUGGAAUAUCUUCUUUUUUUUCUUGUUGUUUUUUUUUUCUUUUCAAAGAAUAACACUAUUUCUUAUUACUGUGUUGAGAUUUUGAGUUGUUAGGGUUGUUAGGAUAUGAUAAUUAUUUAUCUUUUAAAUUUAGGAUAUGAUAAGUAUUUAUCUUUUAAAUUUAAAGUCUAGCUAUUAAGAGUUUGUUAUUUAGUUUCUAUCAAAGUCUUACAUAUAAUUAUAAAUAUAAGGCUGAUGUAUCUCUUUUUGAUAUCAGAAUACAAUAAUGAAAACUUAAUUCUUUGGUUAUUUCUUUUAAGUUGGUAUCAGAGCCUACCAAAAAAAAAAAAAAAGGCUUUGAAAUACUUAAAACAACAUGAGUGGUAGAGAUGGUGAACCAUCUGGAUCGAAACCUAUUAUCAUUCAAUCUGAAGGAGCAUUCAAUGCAGGAAUUACGCUUACAGAAUCAAAUUAUGAUGUAUGGUCUCAACUAAUGGAAAUGCAUAUUGCUGAAAGAGAAAAGCUUUCCUAUAUUCGGGGAAAAACAAAACCACCUGCUGAAUCAGAGGAUGGGUAUGAAAAGUGGUAUGCUGAAAACCAAAAGGAAUUGGAUCACAGAGACAAAGUGGUCAUGAAGGAUCCUGAUGAUGUGGUUGCGUACAAAAAAUCUAUUGAACGACUACGGGUGCAUAUAUUUUUAGCUGGACUAGAUGAUUACUUUGAGCAGGUUCGCGGAGAAAUCCUACGUCAGGAGUCUACUUCAGGCCUAGAAGAAAGCUAUGCCCUGAUUCGACGAGAGGAGAACCGCCGUGUAACAUUAAAAGGAGACUAUGGAGACUUCGAUGCUGCUGCUAUGGUGAUUCACAACAAGUUAAAGACAUCUAUUGGUAUUAGAAAGUCCACACAAAAAUGUACUCAUUGUAAUAAGUCAGGCCACAUCAAAGAUUGUUGCUUUGAGCUUGUAGGCUAUCCAAAUUGGUGGGAUCAAAAUCGAGGAUCACAAAGAAGGAAAGCUAAGAAUUCCUUGAUUUCCGCUGUUGCUGAAACCAAAACAAGUGAGGACAAUGUUGAAUAA
Molecule: messenger RNA, 1721 nt
Organism: Ricinus communis (castor bean)
Lineage: Eukaryota; Viridiplantae; Streptophyta; Magnoliopsida; Malpighiales; Euphorbiaceae
Exons: 2
Coding region: 1023-1721 (232 amino acids)
Source: RefSeq, a predicted model, not a curated record